AUGCCGGCGGCGGCAGGCGACGGGCUCCUGAGCGAGCCGCCGGCUGUGGCGGGCAGCGGCGGCGGCGGGGGGGAGACGCGGAAGGCGGCGGCGGGCGCGGAGGGCAGUUUCCUGGCCGCCUGGCUGAGCGCGGCGGCGGCGGCGCCGCGGGAGAGGCUCCGAGACUUCCAGCACACCAAACGGGUCGGCAACUACCUGAUCGGCAGGAAGCUGGGAGAGGGAUCCUUCGCCAAGGUCCGGGAGGGGCUGCAUGUGCUCACCGGAGAGAAGGUGGCAGUAAAAGUAAUUGACAAGAAAAGAGCCAAAAAGGACACCUAUGUCACCAAGAAUCUACGACGUGAAGGGCAGAUCCAGCAAAUGAUCCGCCACCCAAAUAUUGCUCAGCUGCUGGAUAUACUGGAAACUGAGAACAGCUACUACCUUGUCAUGGAGCUGUGCCCUGGUGGCAACUUGAUGCACAAGAUCUAUGAGAAAAAAAGGCUUGAGGAGCACGAAGCACGCAAAUACAUCCGGCAGCUUAUCCUAGCAGUUGAACACCUUCACCGGGCAGGAGUAGUUCACAGAGACUUGAAGAUAGAAAAUCUGUUGCUAGAUGAAGACAACAAUAUCAAGCUUAUUGACUUUGGAUUGAGCAACUGUGCAGGCAUCUUGGGUUAUUCUGAUCCGUUCAGCACCCAGUGUGGGAGCCCAGCAUAUGCAGCCCCUGAACUUCUGGCAAGGAAAAAAUACGGGCCCAAAAUAGAUGUUUGGUCCAUUGGGGUGAACAUGUACGCGAUGCUGACAGGAACAUUACCUUUUACCGUGGAGCCCUUCAGCUUGAGAGCUUUAUACCAGAAAAUGGUGGACAAAGAAAUGAACCCUUUUCCCACCCAGCUCUCCACAGCGGCCGUAAACUUUCUACGAUCUCUACUAGAGCCAGAUCCUGCAAAGAGACCAAACAUCCAGCAAGCACUUGCGAAUCGAUGGCUUAAUGAGAAUUACCCUGGGAGAGCACCACCUAAUGUCACAUAUCCAAACAGGAUUCACCUUGAGGACCUCAGCCAAAGUGUCCUGCUCCAUAUGACUGAGAAGCUUGGCUACAAGAACAGCGAUGUCAUCAACACUGUGCUCUCAAACAGGGCGAGUCACACACUUGCCAUCUACUUUCUACUUAAUAAGAAAUUGGAGCGCUACUUGGCAAGCCUUAGGAAAUCUGAAGGCCAGGACAGUAUUUGCCACAAGAACCAAUUAUACCAGAUAGAAAAAUACAAGGCAAAUAAAGACUCCCAUGAGGACAAAAAACUCAAAGAACAAGAAAAGAAAGGGGAAAGUCUUCACCGUCAGCUCCCAAAGAAAACAGAGAAAAGUCCAGUUUCAUAUAGACAGCCUUCUUCCUGUCUUAUCUCACAGAUACAGAACACCAAGGCUCUGCUGAAGGACCGGAAAGUCACCAAGGCUGGAGGUUUGGAGAAAGACUCCAGCGGUGGGGUGAGCCCUUUCCAUGAACCCCUGGCAACCAAGACAGGAUGUGUCACUUCCAGCUCUCUGGAGUACCUUGAAGUCCAGCAGCCACCCCCCAGAACCCCUCGGCUCCUCAAGAGGCAGGAGUCUCCACAGCAGGAGCCAGCCCGGAUCGGGGGCCGGGCAAAGGACUCUCCUCUCAUCCUGAAUAUUGUGCACUCCUUCGAGUCGGUUGACAGAGAGGACCAAACAGACCAGGUUUCCCCCUCUCAUCAGUACAGGAUUUUAGGCUCACCAAUGAACUUCCCUUACAAAAGCUCAAGUGAAAGGACACUGUCCCCGCUUUUUCAGCCAGGGAGUACGUCCCCCAUCCACCCCACCCAAGUCUCGUUCACGUAUGAAGAAAAAGCGAAGGAAGAAGCAGUGUCCCCUACUCAGCUGGUUUCCAACAAUCCCUUGGGCAGCCCUAACUGUGUUAAAAGCAGAGGCAGAUUCCCUAUGAUGGGGAUUGGACAGAUGCUGCGGAAGAGGAACCAGACGAUGCAGUCGGCGAGCGACAAGCCGCUGGAAGCAAGGAUGCCUCAGCUGCAGCAGAUGAGCCCCACGCAGAUUUCCUUCAAUGCAGCAGAUGCUGUCAGUGGCCAGUGUUAGUCUGACAUCCUGGGAUUUUCACUGCUGUUCUCUGGGACCUCAACUUUUUUACCUUUAACAAAAAAGGAAAGCCACAGGCAUGUUAUUGACACUACAUAAUACACUACAGUGGUCCAAUGUAGAAAAUCAGAGGUCUGCUUGUAAGGAAGGUAUUGUCCUGUAUAUUAAAGUUUAAAGACAAGGGCUUUGCUUGUGAUGUUUGGAAAUAUGAGCAUUUGGCAUCUGACUGUGUAGUAAGACAUGUCUUGAAAGAGCUACAUGACUAUGUAUUUUCACCGCUUUCUUCUAGACUGGAAAACCAGCAAGCAUUAAUGGUUUGAUUCAUCAUGGCCAUCUGUGUGAUGCCAUGAAU
Messenger RNA from Calypte anna (Anna's hummingbird), 2443 nucleotides. RefSeq names its product hormonally up-regulated Neu-associated kinase (gene HUNK). Gene Ontology annotation, molecular function: protein serine/threonine kinase activity; ATP binding. Gene Ontology annotation, biological process: protein phosphorylation; intracellular signal transduction. Gene Ontology annotation, cellular component: cytoplasm. The record is from RefSeq and is a predicted model, not a curated record. The coding region runs from base 1 to 2091 and encodes 696 amino acids. NCBI's taxonomy places the organism in Eukaryota, Metazoa, Chordata, Aves, Apodiformes, Trochilidae. The transcript has 10 exons.